Drosophila innubila is the source of this 13321-nucleotide messenger RNA. It is a transcript of the gene btv, whose product is annotated as cytoplasmic dynein 2 heavy chain 1. Gene Ontology annotation, molecular function: ATP hydrolysis activity; dynein intermediate chain binding; minus-end-directed microtubule motor activity. The transcript has 25 exons. Bases 582 to 13286 code for a protein of 4234 amino acids. Gene Ontology annotation, cellular component: dynein complex. Gene Ontology annotation, biological process: microtubule-based movement. The record is from RefSeq and is a predicted model, not a curated record. Lineage: Eukaryota; Metazoa; Arthropoda; Insecta; Diptera; Drosophilidae.
UGUACGAGUAGUUGCUGUUUACAACUCUGACGUAGCCAUAAAGUUCCAUGAUGCCCGUGUCCUGACUUGGUUUCCGUCUUUAUCCCACAACUGAGCACGCCCGUACAAUUUAAUUAAUGGGCAUUCAACGAUAUAAACUUGCUGAGGCAUUUUUAGUGCUCUGAAAAAGCAAGGGAAAGAAUGAAAGAGAUAUGCUCUGUUUCAUUAGCAGGCACUGGGACAAGAUUGAAGUAAUGUUGCCAGAUGCAAGAAAAGUGGACAACACUAAACACGUUUCACAGUUGCCUCCACACCAUGGCAACUAUUCGAAUUACAGAAAACACGUGCCCAAGGCAAAAACAACAGGUGCACAGACAAACAAUAACAUGAGAAAAAAACAUGUAUGGAAAUAGAAAGCCACAACUGUAAAAUCCUUAGCAACGACAUUUGCCGUUGCCCUGGGCAACCGAAAGGAACAACAAACUGGAUUGUUUCAGCAAAAGAAACUUUGGGGAAAAGUGAAAGAACCUUAGUUAAAACUGAAAGUGCAGCAAGUGAAGCGCAGAAAAGUCUUUAAACAAUAAAAAAACAAUAUUUGUAAUAUGAGUCAGCGUACUAAAUUCAUAAUAAACACAUCCGUUGAGUACUUUGCAGCUCGCAUUCCAGGCACGGAAUUGGAUGAGCAAACAGCGACUAUAUUGGAGUUUCUAGAGCAUGAGGAGCACACGGUUAUCUCGGCCGUGCAUAAUAAAUCCGAUGACAAAAUCAAAUUUCAGCAUCGCAUACCCAACGAGGAAGUCUGUUUGCUUUUCUACAAGGUGCCGCAGGUGGGACAAGGCGGUGGUUUAGGUGGCUCAGGUGGUGCAGGCGGUGCAGCAGGCGAACCACUGUUGGGCAUAUUAACACUGGAGGGUGGCCUGGUUAAAUCCAUUUACAAUUCCGUUUCACGUGUCUUUUCUCCCCAUGCUACAGCUCGACGCAACGAAUACAGUCCGGAACUGAGCGGUCUACUGGAGAAUUUGCAUGUCUCGUUGGGUUCCACAUUGGGAUUACCACAAAGUGGCAUUACGAGCAUCAAGGACGAAAUUAAAUACUGGAAGCAAAAGCUGAGCCAAAAGUCAAGUUCGCGUCUGGAUCGUGAGACAGCGCAGGUUUUUAUUGGCGUGCUGGAGAAGAUUGAGCAGAAAAUCAGCACCAUUGAUAAUGGCGGCAACUCAACGAAUCGAAUUGAGGAGUUCCUCGACCACGCCCACAACAAUCUGGACGAGCUGUGGCGACUGCCCUACAAUUAUCCACAGCAAAGAAUGGCUGAUUUGCUGGACAUUAUGGGGAAUCGAUUGCUGGAGGCGUGUCUGGUGCAGUUGCUGUCCGAGGACAUUUGGAGCCUCGGUUCGUAUCAUGUUAAUAAUCUGAUGAGUCAAUGCAUGGACACGGUGGAUGCCUGGAUGCAAUUGUGCGAUUCAUUGACGCGACUCUUUUGGCCCAACUAUGUCAAGCAUCCUUGGGUCGGGGACCCACAUUUGCCACGACGUGGUCAACAAUUUAAGGAUCGUCUUGGCGAGAUUCGCAACAUAAAGCAGCUCUAUAAGCAAAUUGCCACGCUGCUCAAUGAUGCCGAGCUGCAGGAGAUGUUUCAGGAGCAGGCUGCCUUUAGUGAUUUCAAUAUAUUUGACACCUCUCCAACGGGUCAGGCCAAGUGGCACAAGGCGGUGCAGCAUUUUGAGCAGGUUUUGCAACCAAUUGAUGAACGCAUUGCCGCCGCCUUGAAGGCUCAACUUCAUCAUCAUUUGAGCAAUCCACGCCAGGUCAUCUAUAUAUUCUCCAAGUACGAGAUGCUCAUACAACGGCCUGUCGUUCUGGAACUGCUCACCAUUGAAAGGGAACAGUUUUUGCAAUCGUUGCAUUUACUGCUGCAGGAUCUGCGCAAGGCCAUGACGGACACGAAUAUGGAGCCCGAUACGGGUCACCUUUCGGUCAUUUGCAACGAGUGUCGUUGGCUCAAGGUCGUUCAAUAUCAGAUACAGGAGAUUGAGAAGGUCAGCCAUUUGAUAAGCGGACGUGAUGGCUUCGAUAAGAUCAACAAGGCGGUGCAGGAGAUCAAGGAGGAGACUGAAUCGCUGCUGCGCACCAAUUUCGAAAUCUGGGCGGGACAAUGCUCAACGGCCGUCAAAAGCGGAGAGUUAAGGCUACGCGAUGAUCAGGCCGUUGUCAAGUUCGAGAAGGAAGGUCGUCAAUUGAUGCGCGUUACUUUUAAUCCAAAGCUCGUCACCUUUUGCCAGGAUGUGCGCGAGUUUGAGAAUCUCGGCUACAAUGUGCCCCUUGAGCUGCGUUCAGCUGCCACACAUGCAGCCAAGUACAUGUGUUAUGCUCGCCGACUGCAACAGAUUGCCACAUUCCACAAUACAAUUGGGGAUCGCAUGAUUCCCUGUCAAAGACCCAUUAUGCUUAAGAAUGCUUUGGAGCUGCAGCGUCUGGUGCAGAGCGAGACAGUCGCCUGGCAGGACGAGGCUUCCGUGCAACGUUACGUCAACACGUUGCAGGAGGCAGUGUCCAAGCUAUCCGCGGACAAUACGCUCCUGGUGGGCUAUCAUGAGCAGGCCAAGCGUACGGUCUUGAAACUCAUGGGAACCGAUCUGUUGACCCAAAACCAAGUGUGGAAGGAUGAGCUGCGUCAUUUGCGGGAGCUGGUUGCCACUUUGGAACGCCAAGGUUAUUCCAAUCUCGAUGCCUUCAAGCUGCACUGGGAUCAUCAGCUCUACAAAGUGCUGGAGUAUCAAUAUAUACUCGGCCUUCUGGACAUGAACAACAAACUGCCGGACAUACACAUCAAGCUGACUUUAAGGCAACGCGAACUCUGCUACAGUCCGCCGGAGGAGGAGAUACGGGAAGUGUACUUUUCCCAGCUGCGACGUUUUAUCGAGCGACCGUGCAACUUUCAUGGUCUUUCCGAGCACAGUUCAGUGUUGUUUCAAUCCAUGGUUACAUUGAAUCGUCAUCAUUUUGGACCGUUGUAUGCACGAGCAGCGGAAUUGUUCGAUAAGCUGGAGGAUUUCAAGAGUAUUUGGUUACCUUGGAUUGCGCUGGGCUGUGUGGACGUCGAACAGCUAUGUGGGAUUCACCUGAAUGAAGCCGCCGAUUGGGAUCGCAAUUUCCGUGCCUGCAAACAGUUCAGUCAACAACUGGCGAAGCUGCAACAAUCCGAGGAAUCUAUCGAUUGCAUUGUCAUCAAUGUGCUGCCAUUGCGCACGGACAUUGAGUAUCUCAGCCGACGAUAUUGGGAGGCUUUGGCCAACAGUUUGCGCACCUCGAUAUUGAAUGAUAUUGGCGCUGUUCAGGAAUUCCUGCAGAAUGCUUUGCAAUUCCUCCAGAAUGUGCCCAUGGACGAGGGCAGCAUCAGUCAAUCCGGCAUGAAGUAUGAGAAGAUAAUGAGUGAAUUGCCGCAGAUUAGCGGCACCUUGGAGUUGGUCAGGGAUAAGGAUGCCUGCUUGGCGGGCUGGUGCAAGGAACGUGUCACAGCCUUGGCCGCCAUCAUGUUGCAGUGGGAGCAACUGCAGCCGUUGCUGGAGAAUCACGCGGUCAUAUUGCAACGCCAGGUGGACAUGAUCAAGACGCAGGCACACACACAGCUUCAGAAUUUGCGCAACGAGGCGGACAAGUUUCUGCUACGCUGGGAAUCCACAAUUGCCGAGCUGGAGGCUAAUGAGAAUGCCAGUCUCGAGCUGUUCAAGGAGCGACGUUCCCACUGGCAACAGUUGCUGGCGAAGAAGCAGCAGCUCCUGGAUGAAUGCAUCAAAUUCAACAUGGAAUUCCCCGAGGAUGCACUUGCUCCAUUUGCCGAGAUCGAUGCGCAGUUGGAGAAACAAUCGCAGCAGUGGCAAGUCUACGAUUCAUUCCUUGGAGAACUGCAGCCAAUUCUGCAGGAGGAGUGGGCAAUCUAUAGACGACGACCUUACGUGUUGAACGAGUUCAUUGCCCAAUGGGAAGGCUCUGUUCACGCCUCCAUUGAUCUGCCAUCGAAGCGUAUUCGCCAGCAAGUGGAACGCCUGCAGGCGGCAUUGCCAAUCCUCCAGCAACUCCAGUCGGAUGCACUGAGUGAACGUCAUUGGGCACGCUUCUUUCAGCUCCUGCAUCGCAGUCAAUCCAAGCCCUUGCAUGCCAUACAGCUGCAGGACAUCUUGGAGGACAUGGAUGCGUUGCAAGCAGCCGCUCCAGAGAUUGGCAACAUUGUGCGGCAGGCGGCAUCGGAGCAAAUUGUGAGACAAGCUCUCGUGGAACUCGAUCAAUGGUCAGUUACUGCGCAGUUGAAACUGAUUGAACGCACGGACUCAGCCGGACAGGCUGUGUUCCUGAUCAAGGACUACCAGGAGGUGCUCAACAAGAUUGGCGACAAUCAAUCGUUGCUGCAAUCGGCCAAGAACUCAGCAUCUUUUGACAGUUUCUCCGAUCAAGCUGGACUUUGGGAGAGUCGUCUCAAUACUCUCGAUGUGCUACUCACUAGCUUGAGUCAUUCCCAGAGACGCUGGGUCUACUUGGAGCCCGUCUUCGGAGCUGGCACUCUUCAACAGGAGUAUGCUCUUUUUAAACGCAUUGACAAAGACUUUCGGUUUGUCAUGCGCGAGAUUCAAAUGGAUUCUCGGGUAACAUCACUGCUGAAAAUUAACAACAUAAACACCAUAGUCAAUGCACUGGAAACCCAAUUGGCCCGUUGUCAGCAGAACCUAAUGAGCUACAUUACGGACAAGCGAAAUUCCUUUCCGCGCUUUUACUUUCUGGGUGAUGAUGAUCUUUUGGAGCUGCUGGGUCAAGCGGCCAAGGAUGCGGAUAUUAUACAGCGUCACAUACGCAAACUCUUUCCAGGCUGCCACAGUCUGGCAAUUGAGCAGGCACCUAAUGGAGGCCACUAUAGAAUUCUGGCCGUGCACAGCGCCGAUGGCGAUAAGCUCCAACUAAGUCAAGCUGUUGACAUGACCGGUGACAUUGAGCGUUGGCUCAACGAACUUGUGCUUGCCGUGAAGGAGGCGCUGCGCUCUCAGAUCUACGAGUGCUACAACAACACAAACGGAUCAAGUGAUAACCUGAACGAGGAGCUACUAGGACGUUAUGUUAGCCAAGUUAUUGCCACAUCGCGAGCUCUGCACUUUACAAAGCAGACGGAAAAAGCGAUUGGCAGCAUGUCGUUGGGAAAAUUGCAGCAACAGCUUAAAGCGGAAAUAUCUCAUCUGGCGGGGAUAAAGCAGCGUACAAAAGGCGGCAGUUUGAUAUGCCUUAAGCUGAGUGCCUUGCUUCUGGAUCUGGUACAUUAUGAGAGUGUUGUGGAGCUUUUGCAAAGCCAUAAUGUGAUGCAUGCCACAGACUGGCAUUGGCUAAGUCAACUGCGAUAUUACCACGAUGGUCGACAGGUUUUGGUUCGAAUGGUUUAUGCUGAAUUUGAAUACGCCUACGAAUUUCUGGGGCAUGCCAACAAGCUGGUCCACACACGGUUGACACACAAGUGUUAUCUCAUUCUCACACAGGCCAUGCACAUGGGUCUUGGGGGUAAUCCCUUUGGUCCAGCGGGCACCGGGAAAACCGAGUGUGUCAAGGCAUUGGGUGGCAUGCUUGGACGUCUCGUGUUGGUUUUCAAUUGUGAUGAGAAUGUGGACACCGAAUCGAUGAGUCUAAUCCUUACCGGUUUGGCGCGUUGCGGCGCCUGGGGUUGCUUUGAUGAGUUCAAUAGGCUCCAGGAGGCUACUCUAUCAUCCAUAUCUAUGCUCAUACAGCCCAUUCAAAGUGCCCUCAAGGACAAGGCGGACGCUGUGCAAAUUGGCGAGCGAAAGGUGCAACUGAACCAGCAUUGCGGCAUAUUUGUGACCCUGAAUCCAGCUGGAGGUGAAUAUGGCGGCAGGCAAAAGCUGCCGGGCAACAUUCAAGCUCUGUUUAGACCCAUUGUUAUGCAACAGCCGGAGCCGGGUGAGAUUGCCCGUGUCAUGCUGUUUGUGGAGGGAUUUGCGGCUGCUGCAGAUAUUGCCGGACGCAUCGUCGAGCUGUUUGAUCUUUGUGGCAAAAUGUUAUCCGCCCAGCGACAUUAUGAUUGGGGACUCCGCGAAUUGAAGACGGUGCUGCUCGUUUGCGGCGAGGGACUUCGGUUGCAAUUAGCGGCAGCAUUGCCGCUAAAUCAAUCAAUGCCCCCGGCAAAUGUAGAGGAUGAAAUGCGAAUUGUUGUCCAAUGUCUGCGCUCAUCAACAAUGUCCAAGUUGGCACAACAUGAUGUCCAACGUUUUGAGAUGUUGCUGUUAAAUGUGUUUCCGGAAAUUGGCACCUCGGUGGCGCCAUCAACACCGCUGCAGCAAGCACUGUCUGCCGCCUUUAGGUCACUUGGACUGUGCUCCAAUGACAAACAAAUUGAGAAGGCAUUGCAAUUGCAUGAGCAGCUCCAGAAGCGCAUGGGCGUUGUCCUUGUUGGGCCACCCGGCUGCGGCAAGUCUACGAUUCUAUCUCUGCUUCGUCAGGCAUUGACCGCAACAUUGGGGACUCAACUGCGGGUCCACACCAUCAGUCCCAAGUCGAUGAGUCGCGUUCAGCUGCUCGGACGCUUAGACACGGAUACCAGGCAAUGGUUAGACGGCGUCUUGACCCACACAGCUGUUGUUGUCAAUCAGGAACCAGGUCACGUCCAUUCGUGGAUUGUCUGUGAUGGCAGCAUUGAUCCCGAGUGGAUAGAGGCAUUAAACUCGGUGCUGGAUGACAAUAAACUCCUCACACUGCCCUCUGGUUGGCGCAUACAGUUCGGCAACAAUGUCAACUUUAUAUUCGAAACGGACGAUGUGCGUCACGCCUCCCCGGCUACCAUAUCACGGAUGGGAAUUGUCAACAUGAGCUACGACUAUUAUCCAUUGCAAGAAAUACUAAAGCACGAGCUGACUAAAGAACCUUAUGGAGAUUUACUACAAAACUAUAUCGAUGGAAAUUUUAAGAUUGCAGUCGAUUGGCUAGAAACCGAACGCUUAUUGGAUCAAAUGCCUGGCAUUAGUCAAGUCAGUUUGUUGCGCUCUCUGUUGCUGCAGUUGCACAAUAGUCAAUCAAUUGAGGAGUAUGGAGCUGCCACACUACGAUCACUCCUCGGCUACAUUCCUAGCGAGCGACAGCGAGAAUUCGCCCAGUUGGUGUUGCAACGUGCGAAUGUCUAUGUGGCACAACCAAAUCACGCCGAGCUGAGUUACUUUGAGCCACAACGCAACGCACUAAAACAGUAUGCGGUGGGCGUGACAGAGCCACCUGAGCGGGACAGUCAACUAGUAGUUACAGCUUACGUUAAAUCAUAUUUGAAUAUAAUUGGAUCUCUGCUAGAGCCGCCAGCUGAAAGAGCUUCUCCCUUUAUGCUCGUCGGCCCAAGUGGAGCGGGUAAAACUUUGCUUUUGCAACAGGCAAUGUUGGAACAUUCAGGUUAUCAGUUGGCCAGCAUCAAUUGCUCCACACAGCUGACGGCUGCUUAUGUGCUCCACACCUUAAGGACGCACUGCGUCACAGUGAGCGGAGUGCGAGGACGUGAAUACCGACCAAAGCAAUCGCGUUUGGUGCUCUUUAUGAAAAAUCUGGAUCUGUGUCAAUUGGAUGCCUGGGGUGCCUGUGAGAUUGUCGAGCUGCUGUUGCAACUUGUGCAACGUGGAGGCUUCUAUGCGGACAAUCUGGAAUGGAUAACCGUCAGUGGAUUGCAAAUCUGUGCGUCCAUUAGCGGUAAUUUGCUGAAAAUUGCUCCACGUUACUUGGCCAUCAAUCAAUAUGUGCGCGUCGGGCGACCAACAGCCUCCGAUAUGAUGGCCAUCGUUCAGUGUCGCCUCGAGCCGCUGCUCAACGGACAUUUCAGGACAACUGGCAGUAACAUCAAUUUGCAACAUGUUAGCGAAUGUCUAAUAGAGUGCUUUGAAAAGUUGCAGACAACUUUUACAACCUCUGGAGUUCAGCAUCAUGUUCAUUAUCAGUUUAGCCCCAAAAGCAUUAUGAAAUUACUGGAGUCGCUUAUCUUUUAUCCCCCUUCUAACUUUAAUGAGGCUUUGAAUUGCGAGCUUUUGGGGAUGUUUAAGGAUCGUUUGGCUUGCGAGGAGCAUGUGCAGCAAUUUGAAUCAAUUCUCAAGCAGACCAUGCGUAAAUAUUUUGGCAAGGAGAAAGUCUACUUUGUUCCAAAGUCCCCGAAGUCGAAGGGACAAUUGCAUGGAUUGGCACAUGAUGAGUGGCUGGAGGAGGUGCAAAGGCAGAUCACAAUAUGCAAUGCCGAAAGCUAUAGCAUUAUAGCGCCCAUUACAGAGGAACUGUUGCAGCAGACGGCGAAAGUAGUUCGAAUAUUGUCCCGCAACGAUGCACACUUGUUGAUCCUGGCAGAGGCUGGAGAUCGACACAUGGAUGCGAUUUAUGCAGCUGCCACAUUACAACAGGCCAAGGUGCUGAGUCUGCAAGGUAACUCCAACUACGGAUUGACCGAUUUCUAUAACGAACUAAAGCUGGCGAUGCAGACAGCCGCGUUGGAGCAACAGAUGAGUUACCUCCUCAUCGAACACUGUUGGCUCAGCUAUGUGCCAGAUAUAUUGAAACCCAUUGAGGCCUUGCUCGAGGGCAGCGAGAUCUUGGAACUAUUUGGUGAUGAUCUCGAAUCAGUGGCAAGCACCUUAAAACAGGCGGCACAGUUGGAAGGAUACCAGGAGUCGCUGGGCGCCUACUUUAUGAAACGUGCACGAGAGCACCUGCAUCUGAUUCUGGUGCUCGAUCCGAGCAGUCCACAGUUAUCGGAGUAUUUCAACAGCUGUCCAGCUUUACAUCGCCAAAUGGACAUGCUCUAUUUGCGUCCCGAAUCGCGGGAAACACACGCCAUGCUGCCGAAGCAGUACAUUGAGAAGCUGAAUGAGGCGGGCGCAGGAAAGGGGCGUGGCAAGGUGCCCGUCUGUAGUCACUUUGCCGAUGUGGAGGAGGAGCUGCCAAGGGAGCAGCCUUCACAUCGAUAUUAUCAACUGAUCAGCAGCUAUUAUCACAUGUAUAGCAAUGCGGCAGCAGAGAUUGAUCAGCGACUGGGAAAGCUGCAGUUGGGAGUGGAUAAAUUAGCAGCUGCCCAUGGUCUGGUGGACACACUCAAGUCCAAUGCCUCGGCACAGGAGCAGGCUCUCGGAGAGAAGCGACAGCUGGCGAAUGAUGCUCUGGAAAUGAUCUCGCAAACGAUGCACAAUGCAAAUGAACAGAAGUCAAGCAUGUUGGAAUUGAAGCAACAGACGCAGCUGAGCAGUGAGCAACUGAAGCAACGUCAGCGGGAGAUUCAACAGGAGUUGGCUGAGGUGAAACCCAUUCUAGCCGAAGCCAGCACAGCAGUGGGCCAAAUUAAAUCCGAAGCUCUCUCCGAGAUACGUUCAUUGCGUGCUCCACCGGAGGCGGUGAGAGACAUCCUCGAAGGCGUGCUGCGACUCAUGGGCAUCAGGGACACCUCGUGGAACAGCAUGAAGACCUUUCUGGCCAAACGUGGCGUAAAGGAGGAUAUACGUUCUCUAGACCCCGCUCAUAUUAGCCCGGAGAACUGUCAGGCCGUUGAGCGUCUGCUCGCUGCGAAGGGAGAUUCCUAUGAAUCCAAGAAUGCCAAACGUGCCUCGGCAGCGGCGGCUCCUUUGGCAGCCUGGGUGCAAGCCAGCGUCCGUUAUGCCCGUGUCAUCCAGAGCAUUAAGCCCUUGGAACGAGAACAAAACGAAUUGCAGCAUAAUCUCAAUGCGGCUGAGAAUGAGAUGGAGCAACUGGCCAGCGGCUUGGAUGAUGUGGACAAGCGGGUCAAGCAGCUGUCGACCAAGUUGCAGACGUACACUCAAGAGGCAGCUGUGCUGGAGCUGAAGCUCCAAGAGGCGGGAGCCACACUCCAGGCAGCUGAACUUCUUGUGGGCAAACUAAGUGCGGAGUAUGCCACUUGGAGCGAGCAGCUCGCGGAGUUGAAGAAAGCACACAAAACGCUUGAUGGGAAAAUGUUACUUCUGGCUAUGGCCAUCACUUACUAUGCGGGUUGGGGCGUGGAGCAGCGAGGCGCUUCACUUAAGCGCCUCAGCCUGGAGUUUCGCCUGCCAGGAUCGCACUUCGAACUGCGUCAAACUCUCGUUACGGAGCAGCAGCAGAUUAUCUGGGAAAGCCAGGGACUGGCACGUGAUGCACAGAUCAUUGAGAGCGCUGCGUUGCUCAGAGAGAUGCUAUCGCUGCCUUAUGGCAGCUGCCCAGUGCCCUUGCUCCUCGAUCCAACACAGACGGCCGGACAAUGGCUAUCGGCGCAUUUACGUGCCACAGGACGAGCGAGUGAGUUGACCACACAAGGAAAUGAACGACUUUGCUAUCAAUUGGAGUUGGCUGUGCGAUUUGGCAAAACGCUGCUCAUCAUGGACUGUGAGCAACUGCGUCCGCCGUUGCUGGAGCUGCUGCAGGGACACAUCUAUGUAAGGUUUAACAAACGUCAAUUGGCGGUGGGGAGUAAACUCGUGGAUCUACAUGAAGAUUUUCAACUUGUGUUGAUCAGUAAGUCGCAUCGAUUACAAGAGUUGCCGCCGGAGCAGUGUGGUCACGUGAAUCUCUUAAGAUUCACAGUGACUGCCACGGGAUUGGCGGAUCAAUUGCUGUCCAAGGCGAUUGUCUUGAAGAAUCCCACGUUGGAGCAACAACGCAUUGAGCUGCUCCAGCGUGAAGGCGAGCUGCUCAAGCAGCGUCAAGUGUUGCAAGAUAAAUUGUUGGAGCAAUUGUCCAAAGCUGAGGGAGAUAUACUACGCAAUGAGCAGCUCCUGGCCAGCCUCAAUGAGGUGAAACAAAGCAGCGCACAGAUUGAUGCCGCCUUGGAGCAAAGUGGUCAAGUCAAGCAGACGUUGCUCUCACAGUUUGGAGCACUCCGGGAACUCUGCGUCAAGGCGGCAGAUUUUUAUGCUGGCCUCACAAAAGGUUAUGAACUCUCCGCCUUGGUUUAUAUCGAACUCUUUUUGGGCGCGUUGCGUGGUCAGGAGUUGCCUCAAUUAUAUGAGCGUCUUGUGAGAAGUGUUUACUUGCAACUGGCGCGUGCCACAACGAGAGAGGAUCAAUUGGCAUUGGCUCUCUGGGUGUGUCGACAGGCUUAUGGCUCAGCACUUGGCAUCAAGGAAUGGGAAUUGUUUGUCAGCAAUUUCAUGGGCAGUGCCGAUGGAGGCAACAAUCAAUUGGCAGCUUUCCCGGAUUGCAUGAGCCGUGAUUCGCAAUUGAAGCUCUCACAGUUGUUGCAACAGCUGCCGGAAUUGAGAACGCAACUUCAACUAGACAAGGAUUAUGUGUGGCGAGGAUUCAUCGAGCAGCAAACGGACGAUGUGCUGCCUGCCAUUUCAUCACCGUUUCAUCGAGUGCUUGUGGCCCAAAUCUUUCGGCCCGAUUUGCUGUUGUCGCAGCUGCGUUUGGCCAGCAGCCAAUUGUUGGGACUCUCGCCUGAAGCUGCCACACAGCCGAGCGUGCAACAAUUGCUGGAGCAAAGCAGCUGCGAUCGACCCAUCUUGAUGAUAAGUCAACCAGAAUUGGAUCCGGCCACAGAGCUGCGUGGCGUGGCCUUAAAGAGAUCCCAGAAAUACCAGGAGUUGGCCAUUGGGCGUGGCAGCGAGCAACGCGCCCUAAUGGCCUUGCAACAAGCUGCGGCAGAGGGACAAUGGCUGUGCAUCAAGAAUAUGCACUUGGUGCCAGAAUGCUUGCCACAAAUGGAAAGGCAAUUGGGGGAAAUUAAAAAAUCUCCCGACUUUCGCUUGUGGCUGCUGUGUGAAUCCACCAAAGGAUUCAGUGAGUCGACAGUUUACAAGUGUCUCAAGGUGCGCUACGAGCAACCACGUGGUCUCAAGCAGCAGGUGCAACGCAUGCUGCAGAACUAUGCCGCCAGCCUCGAUCCGGAGUUGGCCAAAAGGCAAUCAGCCAAGUGCUUGAAGAUGCGUUUGGUAAUUUUCCUGCUGCAGGGGGUGCUGCAGCAGAGGCGCCAAUAUAUUCCUCAGGGCUGGUCCAAGUACUAUGAAUUUGGUGAGGCCGAUCUCAAAGCGGCCUUGGGCGUAUUAACUUGGCUGGAUGCACAGCUCGCAAGUGGACGCUGCGACUGGACAUUAAUGCAGAGACUCUGCGAGGCUUUGGCCUAUGGCGGCAGAAUUAAUAAUGACAGGGAUGUGGAGAUUCUGAGAUGUUAUCUGUCGCAGUUUUGUACUGCAGAUGUGCUGAGCAACCGCUGGUUGCCUCUGGGAUUGGCCAGCAACAUGCCGACGAGCGGACAGUUACAGGACUACUAUGCGGCGCUGGAGAAGCUGCCGGAUGUGGAUGAACCACGUAUGUAUGGACUGGCAAGUCAGGCGCAAAAGCAGCGGCAAAUGGAGCAAGCACGUUUGGUGAUCAAACAACUGCGCGGAGUAAGCUAUGGAGCGGGAGUAGCUGGCGGGGAAGUGUCUACUACAAACUCUAGACAACGCCUGGAACAACAAAUUAAACCAUUGUUGAGCUUGUGGCGCAAAUUGGCUAAUAACUGCAGCAUAACGCAGACAGCCCAGGAAGUGCUGGAAGUGAAGGGCACGGAUUCAUCCUCGCCCUGGCAACUCUUUGUGCUCGCCGAGCUGCAACUGGGCGCGCUUUUAUACAGAGCAGUGCAUCAAUUACUUUCGCAAUUACACGGCUGGCUCAAGGAGUCGACGGCGUCAGCAAAUCCUCCACUGGAUGUGGAGGCCAAGGCGCUGCAAGCUCUCGCCGAGCAGCAGGUGCCCAGUGCCUGGCAGAAACUCUGGCCAGGAUCGAGCAGCAACAAUGCUGUGGAUUAUCUCCGGGGCUUGAUGGUGCGUGCGCAGGCGGCUGAGCAGCGUUACAAGGAGCAAGUGCAGCUAAGAUUUGGGCAAGAAAUCAAUCUGACACAUGUCUACAAUUGCGAGAAUCUCUUGGCCUGUCUCAAGUUGCAGCAGGCGCAGCAAUUUGGCGUCUCCACGCAGCGACUGCAACUACAGAGCCUCCAGGGGAGAGGGAGCGACGAGGGGAACAAUUGCAUAGUGUUGAAGCUGGCGCCGCUCAAGCUUGAUGGUGACACGCAGACAACAAAUGCAAGUGAUUCGACGUCAUUUUACAUCACUUACAAAAUCAACGAUGAUCGUCAGAGCAGUGCAAAAAUCGACAAAUAUAAGAAAAUCGAUCAGUUCGUUAAUCACAGUCAACACUCGGAUGAAAGAAUCACUUUACCACUGUACUCGCGUGCCAGCCGGGACAAGCUCCUCUGUCACCUGGAAGUCCAAUCAUUUGGAGCCACCGCGGAACAAGUUCUUUUGGCGGGAACUGCGCUUAUUGUCAGUGACUUUUAAAAUCUACUCAAAUUCAUCCCAGAAAAUCGAUUCAA